AGUUUUGCUAACAAAAUUCAUGACCAACAACUCAACUGCCUACGAUGAGUACCAUUGCUUGAAAGACUUAAAUAGUUUUGCAAUAUUCUACAAUUGUUAUUUGCAACAAGCCAUUGAUGAGUUGAAGAAAGAUUACCCAAACAUUACACUGAUUUAUGGUGACUACUACAACGCCUUUUUGUGGCUUCUACAAAAUCCAGUCAGUCUUGGAUUUGACAAUAACUCUUUACAAAAAGCAUGUUGUGGAAUAGGAGGAGAAUAUAAUUAUGACGUACAGAGACGAUGCGGUGAUCCAGGAGUUCCAGUGUGUAUUGACCCGAGUACUCACAUCAGUUGGGAUGGAAUUCAUUUGACACAAAAUGCAUACAGUUGGAUAACAAGAUGGCUAAUUGAUGAUAUGUUGCCCAAAUUGGACUGCCAACUUUAACUUCUUACUCUUAAUUUCUUGCAUCAAUCCGAAUGCACACUCAAAAUGGGUGCUCGUUCUUUCUAGAAUUGUUUCUUAAAGUAAAAAACACAGUAACUUGAGGGACGAACAUAAUAACAAAACUUUUACUUUCAUUCAAA
Solanum stenotomum is the source of this 567-nucleotide messenger RNA. Its product is annotated as GDSL esterase/lipase At5g03980-like. Lineage: Eukaryota; Viridiplantae; Streptophyta; Magnoliopsida; Solanales; Solanaceae. Gene Ontology annotation, molecular function: hydrolase activity, acting on ester bonds. The record is from RefSeq and is a predicted model, not a curated record. The transcript is spliced from 2 exons. Bases 20 to 427 code for a protein of 135 amino acids.